AUGGAAGAGCGCCCGGACCCUAGCAGCCUGCGCGACUCGGCCCCCCCGCCGGCCGGCAGCAGCUGCGGCAGCGGCAGCGACGGCGAGGGCGCGGCGGUGUCCCCCGGGCCGGCGCCCCCCUCGCCGGCCGCGCCCUGCCUGCUCUCGCUGCCCCUCCACCGGCCCCACCACCCGCCGCCCCACCACCACCCCCCGCCGCCGCCCCCGCCGCCCCAGCAGCCGCCGCCGCCCCCGCCGCCGCUCCAUCGCACCACCAACUUUUUCAUCGACGACAUCCUGAGGCCGGACUUUGGCUGCAAGAAAGAGCAGCUGCUGCUCCUCGCCGGGACGACGGGAGGAGGAGGAGGGGGAGGCGGAGGGGGCCGGGACCGAGCCCUGGAUCGCGGGGCCAGCUCAGGUAGAGAAAACGUCAACCCUCUGCUCGCCAGGCCCCCCAACCCGGCCUCCGCCUCGCCCGGGGGGCCCCCCGACGGCUCCUCCACCGCCUCCAAAGCGAGCCCCGCCGCGGCGGCGGCGGCGGUAGGGACGGCCAAGCCCCCCUCCUCCUCCUCCUCCUCCUCCUCUUCCUCCUCCUCCUCCUCUUCCUCCUCCUGCUCGGAAGGGAGCGGACCCCACCCGGCGAAGUACGGGGAGCGCGCCAGCCCCGCCAUCCUGCUCAUGGGCUCCAGUAAUGGAGGAGCGGUUGCGAAGAGCGACUGCCAACAGCCGCUGGUAUGGCCGGCCUGGGUGUACUGCACUAGGUAUUCAGACAGACCGUCCUCGGGUCCCCGCACGAGGAAGCUGAAGAAGAAGAAGAACGAGAAGGAGGACAAGCGGCCGCGGACGGCCUUCACGGCCGAGCAGCUGCAGAGACUCAAGGCGGAGUUCCAGGCCAACCGCUACAUCACCGAGCAGCGGCGCCAGACCCUGGCCCAGGAGCUCAGCCUCAACGAGUCGCAGAUCAAGAUCUGGUUCCAGAACAAGCGGGCCAAGAUCAAGAAGGCCACCGGCAUCAAGAACGGCCUGGCCCUCCACCUCAUGGCCCAGGGACUCUACAACCAUUCCACCACCACCGUCCAGGACAAAGAGGAGAGCGAGUGACAGCUGCCCACCCCCACCC
Molecule: messenger RNA, 1099 nt
Organism: Euleptes europaea (tarantolino)
Lineage: Eukaryota; Metazoa; Chordata; Lepidosauria; Squamata; Sphaerodactylidae
Gene: EN1
Product: engrailed homeobox 1
Exons: 2
Coding region: 1-1080 (359 amino acids)
Biological process (GO): regulation of transcription by RNA polymerase II; neuron differentiation; multicellular organism development
Cellular component (GO): nucleus
Molecular function (GO): RNA polymerase II cis-regulatory region sequence-specific DNA binding; DNA-binding transcription factor activity, RNA polymerase II-specific
Source: RefSeq, a predicted model, not a curated record